Eruca vesicaria subsp. sativa (arugula) is the source of this 609-nucleotide messenger RNA. NCBI's taxonomy places the organism in Eukaryota, Viridiplantae, Streptophyta, Magnoliopsida, Brassicales, Brassicaceae. The record is from the annotation of a GenBank genome assembly.
AUGUCUCGUCGUCUCGUCUCCGGCAUGAUACAUCUAGGCCAUCAUCCAUCAUCGUCUCCGGCGUGCUCCUCUCCAUCGCUCCUCUCCGUUGCCCGUCUCCAGCAUCACUCAUCUCUGUCGUCUCUCGUCUCCACCGCAAUCAUCUCUUCUCGGUCUCAGAUGACCAACUCCGUCGCUUUGUCACCGGCGUUCUCUCCUGCCGUCCUCCCUCCGUCCGCCACUUCUGCUUAUAAAUCCCCCAUCAUCUCACAGAGUCUCUCGCUUUUCUCCUCUCAAUCUCGAAUCAAACGCCCUCGCUCAAUAAAAACGAUUUGUUGCAACACAGCUGUAAAAUCCGCUGACUUGUCGUCUGAGGAGGAGAUGGAAGCGGACGCGAAGGCGAAGGUAGGGUGUAGGGUUAAGGUAACGGCGCCGUUGAAGGUUUAUCAUGUGAACCAUGUUCCGGAAGUUGAUUUGGAAGGUAAACUCAAAGAUUACGUGGCAGUGUGGAAAGGGAAAGGGAUAUCAGCUAAUCUUCCGUAUAAAGUUGAUUCCUGUAAAGAGGUUGAAGGUCGUGGUAAUGUUAAGUUUGUUGCUCAUCUUAAGGACGAUGAGUUUGAGCUCAUUUAA